This is a messenger RNA of Conger conger (European conger), 3114 nucleotides long. It is a transcript of the gene tpm3, whose product is annotated as tropomyosin 3. Gene Ontology annotation, biological process: muscle contraction; actin filament organization. The record is from RefSeq and is a predicted model, not a curated record. Bases 664 to 1407 code for a protein of 247 amino acids. Gene Ontology annotation, cellular component: actin filament. NCBI's taxonomy places the organism in Eukaryota, Metazoa, Chordata, Actinopteri, Anguilliformes, Congridae. The transcript is spliced from 8 exons. Gene Ontology annotation, molecular function: actin filament binding.
AAAGUGGAGACGGCGAUAGGAGUUUUUUUGGGGGGAAGAAUAGAGAGCGAGAGAAGGGAGUGCACAUUACAGACAUUCCUGACAGUUGAAUGUGUCUGCCUGCAAGACGCUGGAACUGAAACGGCAGUGGAAACAGUUUUCCAUCUCGGAAACCAACUGGACUGGACAAGCUAGCCAACUAGAUAUAAAACAAAAAGUUUUUUUUCUUUGCGUUAGCUCAGUAGAACAAUAGUCGUUUCAUCUGCAACCCAACUCGGACAGCAAGUUAUCCCUGACUCAUUAAUCCAGCGACAUAUUUCAAUUGUAGCGAAAAGUAACUUGGAUUUAAGCACAUUUAUAUUCGGGUGAUUUGUAACAUUAUUUGAUUCAGGUGUGUGGCUGACCUCGAUCAAGAUUGGUAGCGAGAUUUUUUUUUCUUGCAGAAGUGGUAACUGAAUAGUCUGUAGUCACCCGCUAGUUUGAUUCAUUGGUCGGGCGUAGCUUCUUCGCCGGAAUACGGUAAACUAUAGCGUGACUACUCUUCAAGUUGGGACACAGCGCGCCAGUCGCUUCUCUUGAUUUGUUUCAUAGCUGACACAGGCGUCUACAACUCGGCAGCUAUCCCGCUUGCUAGAUAACCGACAAUUUCUUUUUAACCGAAAACCAAACCAUCCUUGUGGGAAAAUGGCCGUGAGCAGCAUCGAUGCUGUCAAGCGAAAGAUCAAGGUUCUCCAGCAACAGGCGGACGAAGCGGAGGAGAGAGCCCAACUUUUACAGAGAGAAGUCGAAGAGGAAAAACAGUUAAGGGAACAGGCUGAGGCAGAGGUGGCCUCCCUGAACAGGCGUAUCCAGCUGGUGGAGGAGGAGCUGGACCGGGCCCAGGAGCGUCUGGCCACCGCCCUGCAGAAGCUGGAGGAGGCCGAGAAAUCAGCCGACGAGAGCGAGAGGGGGAUGAAGGUGAUUGAGAACAGGGCCCUCAAGGAUGAGGAGAAGAUGGAGAUGCAGGAGAUCCAGCUGAAAGAGGCCAAGCACAUCGCUGAGGAGGCCGACCGCAAGUACGAGGAGGUGGCUCGUAAGCUUGUGAUCAUCGAGGGAGACCUGGAACGCACAGAAGAGAGAGCUGAGCUGGCUGAGGGAAAAUGUGCUGAGCUGGAAGAGGAGCUCAAAAAUGUCACCAAUAACCUGAAAUCACUGGAGGCCCAAGCAGAGAAGUACUCCCAGAAAGAGGACAAGUACGAGGAGGAGAUCAAGGUCCUGACUGACAAGCUGAAAGAGGCCGAAACCCGCGCCGAGUUCUCCGAGAGGUCGGUGGCCAAGCUGGAGAAGACCAUCGACGACCUGGAAGACUGCCUGAGUUGUGCCAAAGAGGAGAACGUCAAGAUCCACUGCACCCUGGACCAGACCCUGAUGGACCUCAACAGCUUCUGAUCUGCGCACGCACGCACGCGCACACUCGCGCACACGCACACACGCACACGCACACACGCACACGCACACACACACGCGCGCACACACACACCCUUACACUCCCUCCCUCCAUCCCUCUCUCUCUCUGCUGAUUCAGUAUGUUGGGGUAGAAUUUGGGUUAUUUGGAGGGUGGGGGAGGGGGGUGCAGGGGAGGACUUGUGUGGUGUAAGGGGGGGGGUUCCACAGUUUUUUUUUUUUUUUGUUUUUUUUUUUGUUUUUUUUCAGCACAUUCCUUUUGUACACAUUCCUAUUCGCACCUCCCCCUCCCUGCUCUGCACCUCCCCCUCCUGGCCCUGCACCCCCUCCUGUCUCUGAUCUGGGCCAUUUGUCUCCAUCCCUGAUUUUCAGCUGCAAAGCCGUAAGGUUCACCAGCGAGCAGUAAAUCACACCAGCGAGUAGCUAAAGGCCCACUCAGUAAGUUUGGCUGCUUAUAUAUGCAGCUCACCAGCAAGUAGUUCAGUACAGAAGCGAUUAACAAAGCUUAAGGGCUGUUGGGUUUUUGGCUGAGCCGCCCGAUAUUAUCUCUCGUCACUUUAACGCUGCUUUUCUCCGGCUUCAAAACGGUUCUGCAUUAUCAAUCCCACAAUCCCACUGCCUGGCGUGCGGUUAGUUUCUCCUGCUCGGGGCGACGCUAACUGGCCCAACUGCCGUGCUCGAGAAAAUACAGGAGAGAAACGCAAUUAAAUUUUGAGUUGUUACCGAUAUUUGUGAACGGGACAGUCCUUCACUGCAUCCUGCCUGUCCAACAGGCUUUCCCUUUGUGGUAGCUUCACCCCUGCCAAAUCCACACCCCCUCAGUUUACAACCCCUGUUCAUGCCGCAGUGUCUGAUCGUUUCUGUGGUUUGGUUUCAAUCGGCAGCAAGUUAAGGCCUGGAGAACCGGUUGUGAACACCCUUUAGCCAAUCAGUGACUUCAGAGAAUCACAAGUGCUGAAGGACUACGAACAGACUACAAAAAAAACUACAAAGACUACAAAAACCAGCAGACACUGCUGCUCUAGAGGACUGGAUUCUGACAUGUGUUUUAUACAGUGAUGUUCUAGACGGAAUAGAUUUGAUUCUGGACUACAGAUGUAUUUCUUAUGAGGGAGACAUGUUUUUCUCUAAUUUUAUAUCUUUAUAUCAUUGUUUUUGUCUUUGUUGUUGAGCCAUUCUCUCAGAAAUGAGCCCCCCACUCUCAAAAUGGUUUGAUAAUAUUUCACGGGUUUAUCGCAUCUGAACGGUCUGUUCCCUUUCUGGAGUCUGGUGGGUUGGUGUGCAACCAGGAUUUUAUUUGGGUCAGGAAAUUUGGAAAUUCAACAGGGAUCAUGUUUCAGCCAAUCAGCAGCUGUCCUCUGGGCUGCAGUGACCCAAUCGCAUUUUCUGGAAGGGGUGACACAAUAAGGGGGUGGGUUUUUGUGUCUUGAUUCCGCUGCCAAGUAUUGAGGGGCCCAAUGAGAAAUGAGAUGAGAGGUCGUGUCUGCACCACACUUGUCUUCAUUGAUAUUCUUUCAAGAAAUGUUAUACAGCAAACAAAAGUGAACUUCAGUGCUUAAAAUUUAUGGAACAAAUAAAGGAAUAAGAUACGCGCUAUAGUUUUAAACUGGAACCUUUUUUCUAACCUGUGUAAUGGUGAUUACAAAAAAGAUGGAGUUUGUUUGUUUUUUAAAUAAAGGAUCAUGGUUCAUA